CAGAAGAAGAAGAAGAAGAGAGGAAAGGAGGCAGAAAGCUUCUACUUCCCCAGGGUUCUGAAGCAGGUUCACGAGGGCCUGAGCCUCUCGAAGAAGGCCGUGAGCGUCUUGGAUUCGUUCGUCAAGGACAUCUUCGAGCGCAUCGCCGACGAGGCCUCUCGCCUGGCCCGCUCCACCCAGCGCUCCACCAUCACCUCCAGGGAGAUCCAGACAGCCGUGCACCUGCUGCUGCCCGGGGAGAUUGGCAAGCACACCGCGUCCGAGGCCACCAAAGCCAUCCUCAGGUACACCUUCUGCCAGUGA
Molecule: messenger RNA, 303 nt
Organism: Mustela lutreola (European mink)
Lineage: Eukaryota; Metazoa; Chordata; Mammalia; Carnivora; Mustelidae
Product: histone H2B-like
Exons: 2
Biological process (GO): nucleosome assembly
Cellular component (GO): nucleosome
Molecular function (GO): DNA binding; protein heterodimerization activity; structural constituent of chromatin
Source: RefSeq, a predicted model, not a curated record